This is a messenger RNA of Syzygium oleosum, 1299 nucleotides long. RefSeq names its product tobamovirus multiplication protein 3-like. Bases 139 to 921 code for a protein of 260 amino acids. The transcript is spliced from 10 exons. NCBI's taxonomy places the organism in Eukaryota, Viridiplantae, Streptophyta, Magnoliopsida, Myrtales, Myrtaceae. The record is from RefSeq and is a predicted model, not a curated record.
AGAUUUUUAGGAAUAUACGGAAAGGCAAAACCGAAUCGUCAAUAUUUUAUUGAUCUACCUCCUCGAAUCGCUCAAAUUUGUGGGGAGAGAGAGAGAGGGCGAGAGGACAGGGGUCGGAGGAUUCGAGGGCUUCGGGAGAUGGCGGCGUCGUCGGCGGCCGCUGCCUACGAGAUGACGGCGGCUUCGAAUUGGUGGGACGACGUGAACGCGUCCGCGGUGUGGCAGGAUCGCAUCUUCCACGCCCUCGCCGCCCUCUACGCUGUCGUCGCCGCCGUCGCCCUGGUUCAACUCGUUCGGAUACAAUUGAGAGUUCCCGAGUUCGGUUGGACUACGCAGAAAGUCUUCCAUUUCCUCAAUUUCUUGGUCAAUGGCGUUAGAUGUCUAGCGUUUGUGUUCCGGCGGGACGUUCAGAAGUUAUCUCCCGAGAUUCUCCAGCAUGUAUUGCUUGACAUGCCGAGCCUUGCAUUCUUCACGACAUACGCACUUUUGGUCCUCUUCUGGGCGGAGAUAUAUUAUCAGGCACGUGCUGUAUGUACUGAUGGACUCCGGCCUAGUUUUUUUACGAUUAAUGCUGUGGUCUAUGCAGUUCAGAUAGCAAUGUGGUUGAUCCUGUGGUGGAAACCUAUUCCAGUUGUAGUUAUCCUUUCGAAGAUGUUUUUUGCAGGUGUUUCUUUGUUUGCUGCCCUUGGAUUUCUUCUAUAUGGCGGAAGGCUCUUCUUGAUGCUGCAGCGGUUUCCUGUUGAGUCAAAAGGACGUCGUAAGAAACUGCAGGAGGUUGGUUAUGUAACCACCAUAUGUUUCCUGUGCUUUCUAGUCAGAUGUAUCAUGUUGGUGGAGAUUCUGCCUUCUUCUUUGGUUCUAUUCAUACUAAGAAAGUUGCCACCAAAACGUGGGAUAACGCAAUACCACCCUAUCCGCUGAUGGAUGCGGCGACAGAUGUGUUGGCCUUAAAAGCUUAGCCUAUUUUAUAAGAGGAGAUGGAAGGUGAAAUCGUUAUGUGCUCUGGGAUGAAUAAAAAUUCUAGCUGGUCAUGAAGUUGUUCAGUCUCUAAGUUGAUUCGAGGUCUGAAGAAAACCCAGGAUUUCAGUUUGUGCUGUCUCUAGAUGCUAUGAUCUGGUGUCAUGGAUCAUACGAUCGAUUCUCUUGUUCAGUGAUGUGAGAAGUAUCUGUAAUAAUUUGUAGAAGUUAAGAUUAUUAUUUGAAGAAGGGAAAAACAUAAAGAAAGACACAGGUUGAGGUUUCCUUGUAUCUUUAGGAUAAAUGUUUUUGAGUGCAAUUUAUAUUGGGGUUCAGUUUGUA